CUAGAUCUAGAUCUAGACUAUCUAGAUAUCUCUAGAUUCUAGACCUAGCCACUGUUGUUCAAGUUGUUGGCUAAAAUUCUAGACUUUUUUUAGGACUAGAUCUAGAAUCUAGAUUAUCUUUCCUAGAUAUCUAGAGACGAGAUGUAGAUCUAGAUUCUAGAUCUAAGUGACUGACUCUGUUAGUAGGUAGGCUAACUUAUUUCGAAGAAGGGGUACGACGACUGCUGUGCCCACUCCAGACGAAGAGACGGAAUCAAGAUUCUCAGAUCACACUAACAGUUAGAAGAAGAGUCGAUAGAACGUAAAAUUCUGUCGUGUAUUGCCAGUGAGAGAUAUAAAGACAGCUCACAUUAACUUUUCUAUCCUACUUCUGUUACCAUCUGACUGCUAGCUGUUGAAUCUAAAGAGAAAUCAAUUUUUAAAGCCUUGAAUUUGAUGAUGAAUGGCGGAAGAAAUCCUGGCUGCAUGGAUGCAUAGAUCUAGUGUUUGGCUUCGGACUGCAUUCGCUUAUCACUUGAUUGACUUUUUUGGAACCUGAAACAUAUGUACUUUGGCUUGCUGGCAACACAGCUGACCGACCAUCGCCAUCACUAUUGACACUAUACAAUGCUGCACGAACUCCUUUUAGCUUUGAAGGGCCACCAUGGUGGUGUUUUCAAACACUCGGAUGUUGGGAUCCAGGUGGUUCCAAAUUUACCCUUCAUUCAUGCCUCAGAAGUGACUUCACUUAAUCAACUUUGCAAGUUGGGCACUUACUACAGAGACUUCACAGAGUUCAUUCAGCACUACAGCAGUGGCCUGCUUGCAGGGCAAUAUCCAGAUUCGGAUGACCUGUAUGGCCUGUACAUGAAAUGCUUGUGUCAGGGUUUGGACAAUGUACUCCAGGACUACAGAGAUGUCUUGCUGGAGGUGGAGCAGGAUGUCCUCAAAGAUUCUCACCUACCAGUGUCAUUCAUUGCCAGUAAACUCAAUGAGUUUCAGUUGUUGUUCCCAGCCUUGGCUGCCACAAUCGAUCAAGUGGUCUCUCAUAAAGCCCAUGGCUGUUACAUGCUAGAUAUUCUAUACAAGAACUCGAUCCUGGGUGUUCCUGUUGUGAAAGCUGCCUUAGACAGAAUUCUCUAUGUCUGCCAUGGGUUGUUGUUCAAACAACUUUCUGCCUGGAUGCUCCAUGGAAUUACUUCAGAUCCCUACAAUGAAUUUUUCAUCCGAAGAAUGGAUGGACAUGUCAGAAAAACCGAAGAAGAGGAAGAGGAAGAUUUGGGUAUCCUGGGUCUUACAGGAAGACAGCUUCAGAAAAUCCACCUGAGUGACGACGGUGAAGAGAUACCCACUGAAACAAGCCAGUUUGGUAUUGCAGCUGAUCUCUUGCCCUCAUACAUCCAGCCCCGUGUGGCCAACAAGAUUCUCUUUGUUGGAGAGUCAGUGCAGAUGUUUGAGCGAGACAAGCAUCAGAUGAAGCAUCAGCACCAAGGAGGAACCAUCAUGAGUACACGAGAGGAAGAAUUCGCUGCAGAUCUUCUUGACUUGUCAAGGCAACCAGGUUUCAACAGCAUAGGUUUUGAGGCGGUCAUAAAUAAAAUAAGGGCUCAUGCUGCUGAGUAUCUGUGGAUGUUGGUGGUGGAGGAAUCAGAUCUGACUGGUGAAAUCCGAAUAAUGAAGGAUUACUUCCUGCUGGGACGUGGAGAGCUGUAUCUGGCUUUCAUAGAUCAAGCUCAACACCUGCUGAGAACACCUGUGGCCUCAACUACAGAGCAUGAUGUGAACCAUGCCUUUCAACAUGCAGCUCGCAAUGUUCUCAUCGACAAUGAUGCCCUACUGCAACGCUUUCACCUGACUGUUCCUGCUCCUGCAAAAGGAAAAAAGAAAGACCCAAACACUGCCCAAAGUGAUGUAGAAACUGGCUGGAGUGUCCUUGGGCUGUCUUACACAGUCCAGUGGCCUCUUCAUAUUUUUUUUACACCAUCCAUCCUGCAAAAGUAUGACAAGAUCUUCCGCUUCUUAUUAGCUGUUCGACGCACCCAGCUGGAUUUGCAACAUUGUUGGAGUCUGCAGAUGUGCAACAAAAAGGUUUUUGUCUCCCCUGCUGCAAGCACCACCUGGCAGCUUCGCACACAUAUGGCAUUUCUGGUUGACAAUCUGCAGUACUAUUUACAGGUGGAUGUUAUUGAAUCUCAGUACCAGAUAUUAAUGGACAAAAUAGACUCUACCAAGGACUUUGAAGCGGCUAAAUUGGCCCAUGAGCAGUUCCUGUCAUCCUUACUGGCCCAGAGUUUUGUACACAUGAGAACGGUGUCAUCAUGCCUCUAUGAAAUUCUGGAGCAAUGCUCUCUCUUUUGUCGCAUACUGGUGUCCUCUGAAAGUUCUGGCUUUGAAAAGGAUGAACAGCAAAUACAGAAUAUCACAUCGAGCUUCAAGAGGUACUCAAGUCUUUUGUUCCAAAUGUUAUCCGGGGUCAGAAGUCAGAGUGCACGCCCCCAUUUAGCACAGUUGCUACUUAGGCUGGAUUUCAACAAAUUUUUCACCUCAAUGGGUGGUCAACUUGGCAGCGCUUGAUCGAUUGUUGACCUGGAAAUGUCAUAGACUGGACAUUGACCGAGCUUCAAGACUCUUUUUAUCCGUGGAUGUUCUUCCCCAUUCAACAUAAUCAACAUUCCAUGUGCCUGAAAUACAGAAACGUUUUGUUAAACAUUGGGAUUUUAAUAUGUUACUGUUAGAGAGGAUUGGAGAUUAGCAUCAGCUUUCUUUUUUUAAUGGUCCACAAAUUGCCAGACUGAAUAAAUAAGUUUAAUUUGUUUAUACCAGUCACAGUAAAAUCCUGAUAACACGAAUUUCACGGAGCCAGAGAAUUUCUUCAUGUUGAGCUAAUUUUCUUUGUGGUAAGCAGAGUGCUAAUGAAAAGGAAAAAGAAAAAAAAGAGGGGGAAACCCCCUUUCUUAUUGUUUAGAUCAAAUGCUAAGCCAUGUUUAACCUACUUUUAGUCAUUCAUAACACUUGCAGAGCUGCCAACCUUUGGAAAUCAAAAAAGGGAAACCAUAUUUUCAACCUCAGGCAGAUGCUUUUACCGAAAAGAUUGAGGUUCAAGGGAGAUUGUAGCUGUUUACUUUAUGGUUUUCCUUGCUACUACUCAAUUAAAGAAUAAAAGCACUUAGCGAAAUAUGGAAUUGAUAAAUCACAGCCUGGCCUACAUAUUAAAUAGAUAAUCGAGAAAAGAAAAAAAAAAAAAAGCAACCCCCCCCCCCCCAAACCAAGGCUUUCCCAUCAAAUAUUCAUUCAAAGAGGAAUGAUCAAACGCUUCACCUCGUUUUGAAUGUACAUAGAGAGAAGGUCAAAUUUGCAGAGGUAGAAGUUGACUAGCAAAGCCAUUACCUUGGGUCACUUUAGCAUAUCUGUCAUGAACUCUGGUAAUAUUUCAAAAUCACUUACUCUAUGUACAGUAGAACAUGGAUAUAGGGGGACUUUUAGUUCCAGAAGAAAAAUCCCGCUGUAGGCAAGUUCCCGCUAUAGGAAUGCAAAGGGAAAUUACCGAAAAUUACACACUACACGCUCUCCUCUUCUUUUACUUUUUUUUUUUUUUUGGGCCUAGCCUAGGGCUAUGGCGUAGACGCUCAGAGUACGGUACACACGUCACUUCUUUUGGAGUGGCUUCUCUCCGCACCAUCUCUCUCUGCCACCUGCCCCACUUCACUCAUCACUGGACUGGCCAAUCACAACGCUGCACCGCUGACUGCCUGUUUGGAGCCUACCUCCAACCCCUUCCCCCAGCUAGAGCUCGCUCGAUCUCUCCAGCUGUAUUCAAGUUCUGGACUUUCCUUGCCCCGUUAAAUCCAAGCACAGUUAAUUGAGUUUUUCAUAGACAAGAAAGAGGUGAUUCCGGUAAGGUCCCGCUGCAACGGGUUCCAUUAUAGUCAUGUUCUACUGUAUAACUAUAAGUUACAAGUUUCUGUUCUCUCAUAAUUGGCUUCUGUGUCUGCAGUGAGGCAUUUCUUUGUCGAACGCAGAAGACCCAAAUUCAAGUCCAAUAUGGGGAUAAUUUUUAUAGUGUUGCGGUCUCUCUGCAGGGACAUUAUAUCCCUGGGACAUUAUAUCCCUCUCAGCCCGAGUCGGUCCUGAAAGGCAUGGUAGAAGCAGCUGGCCUCCUAAACAUGUUGCAUACUGUUUCUUUUGUCAAGUUACAAGUAUAAUAUAAUAAUUAUAUUUAACUUAAAAUAAUUUAUGUGAUUCAUUCAUUUCUAUUAAAUGCUCUUUAUGACUGAAUUUUCAAAAUGUUCAGGACUUCACAAUUUAUCAUGGCAGAUUAUUGUAUGUUAAUUUCAAAUGUUAUUGUCUGUUGCAACACGUUACCAAAAUUAUUGAUUGAGCAAAGAAAAUUUCUGGGAAAGUGGCCUGUAUUUUACAGUGAAAGAAAGCCUACUGUAAUUUUUGUAAACCUAGGGGCAGAGCACAUGAACAAUUAUUUAAUUUGGCUUUUGGAUUGUCUCAAGUUUGUGACACAGGGUCCAAAAGUAAUUUGUUGUCUCAUAAAAACCUUUUUAAAUUUUAAAGAAAGACAAAGGAAUCAUUUUUGCACCCUUUCUUUUUAUUCAUAUUUAUCACAGAAGCUCUGACUCUUAGCAAUUCUCUGGAAACAAUCUUUUUUUUUUCUUUUUUGUUGGAAUGUGGGAAUUGAAGCCUGGUGUUAAUGAAUGGAGCAGCUUGCAUACGAGUCUGUUGUUUACAUACACCCAAUUUUUGUUGGUGCUGAUUUUGAAAAGUGUGGAGAGCAUUAGCCAUGUAGAUACAUUAUAAAGUACACACCUCUGGCUUUUGUUCAUGUACUUGCCAAAAAAAGCAUUUGUUAAUUAUUAUUCAAACAUCUAUCUGUGUCAAACAAGGAAAUAAAAUGUUUCUUCAAAAUGA
Aplysia californica (California sea hare) is the source of this 4896-nucleotide messenger RNA. Its product is annotated as gamma-tubulin complex component 4. Lineage: Eukaryota; Metazoa; Mollusca; Gastropoda; Aplysiida; Aplysiidae. Gene Ontology annotation, molecular function: gamma-tubulin binding; microtubule minus-end binding. The record is from RefSeq and is a predicted model, not a curated record. Gene Ontology annotation, biological process: cytoplasmic microtubule organization; microtubule nucleation; meiotic cell cycle. Gene Ontology annotation, cellular component: centrosome; equatorial microtubule organizing center; spindle pole. The transcript has 16 exons. The coding region runs from base 607 to 2553 and encodes 648 amino acids.